AUGGCUUCCAGUGCAGCAGUGAUUGCAAGGCAAGCAUUGGAUCUUUCUGGUGUGCGGGGAGCCUAUACGAAUCAAGGACAACAAGAUGUAGCCUGUAAACCACAACCAACCUUCAGAACAAGAAAUCGAAUCCUACGAGGCCCAGAUUAUAUAAAGGAUCAUCUACCUAAACUUCAUGAGGACCCUUGCUACAUUGGAGAAAAGCGACCAAUAGCAGAAAAAACUGGAGAUCUUAAAUAUUUAUGGAGGCCUGCCCCACACCUAAGUCUGCCAGCGAAAUACAAACACAACUACGUUGGUGAAAUUGGCUGGGGAAUACCUGAGUAUGAUUUUAUCAGCAGAUCAAAUUUGAAGUCUAACUUUCACAUCAAGUACGGAGAACUAAGUCAUGCUUGUGCUGGAUACUUAACCCACAAAUACCAGAAUCCAUGGCAACCAAAACCUCACAUAAUGGAUAAGCAAGGAAAAGGUAGUCGUGGCUCUAUGGCCUGGCAUAUGAGUGAUUAUGAGGACACCACAAACAGAAAUUCUAAGAGUGCCAUUCUUGUCAGGGAGAAUAAAGCACCUACGACAUCUAAACUACCCACGCUGCAUUCCAAGGUACAGUACAAUCUUCUGCUUUCUGAAUCAUUAUAG
This is a messenger RNA of Elephantulus edwardii (Cape elephant shrew), 636 nucleotides long. It is a transcript of the gene SPMIP2, whose product is annotated as chromosome unknown open reading frame, human C4orf45. The record is from RefSeq and is a predicted model, not a curated record. The transcript is spliced from 4 exons. NCBI's taxonomy places the organism in Eukaryota, Metazoa, Chordata, Mammalia, Macroscelidea, Macroscelididae. Bases 1 to 636 code for a protein of 211 amino acids.